Chara braunii is the source of this 2260-nucleotide messenger RNA. NCBI's taxonomy places the organism in Eukaryota, Viridiplantae, Streptophyta, Charophyceae, Charales, Characeae. The record is from the annotation of a GenBank genome assembly.
CGCUGUGCUUCAAGAGGGACAUCCCAUGGCGGGCAUGCAGGCACGCGCUGUUCCGCCUGCAGGUGAGGGCGGAAGAAAACCUGCGACGACGGAGCCUUCACGGCGGUACGACCCGUCCAUGUACAACCAUCUGCCGUCGUGGGAGAUGCCGCUGCCCCCCUCAGACGAGGAGUCGGAGGGGGAUGAACUUCCAACGUUUCCUCUCGCCAGCGGGUCAACGCAGCUGUUGUCGCAAACGGUGCUCACAGGUGGGUCGGCAAGCAACGGACGCGGCGAGUACAUGACACUCCUGCAGCAGGGCUUGGGAGACGACGACGACRGGGGAGUUGAUCUCCGGUUCGGGUUAUGUUCUGGCGGCAGUAGGGAGCCGAGCCGCACGUUCAUCAUCGACGCCGAUCCUUCACCACGUGGCGUUCAACAAUCUGGUAGUCGCCAUACAGAGCAGUCCAGUCUUCGUGGCGGUGCGCCCGUUACUGACGGUGUCGGGCCAUCUGCAUUAGGCCGGCAGCAUGGAUCGAGUGCACCGUCGGCUGAUCGAUUGACAAGCACCUGUCCCGCACGCCAUGUAGUCGCAGUCGAGUCCCUGCGCAUCGGCGGUACACUUCAUUCGACGCUCAAAACCACAACGCCGGCCCAACUCGACCUCAGGGACGACGGCAUGUGCAGACCAGCGGUGCGUCCAGCACCCAGUGUGGAGAAAAUCACACGAGAAGUGUCAAACAUGAGGGCACACAGCGAAGGCGGCGACGACGAUGGUGGUGGCGGUGACGACGCCGACGAACGAUUCGGGGAGGACGUGGAGGCAGGGGACGACGAUGACGACAUUCUUAUUCGGCCUUUGGGGAAGACGCGUGGGAGGGGGAGAGGACGCAGCAGGGGUGCUGUUCGUGGUCGAUCCGUUGGCCGUGGGGGCAGAGGUGGCGUCAACGACGACGGCGGGAAGUCUGCGACGUACUGGUCCCCGAAAGAGCAAAUGCAACUAGUGAGAUGCAAGCGGGAGCAAGAGAUGCACCUCGCCGGUCUCGGUCACAAUUACGGGCGGAUGUGGACCAAGGAGUGGAAGUGGGACGACAUUGCCAAGCGCAUGGCGAAUGCAGGGAGGCCUAAAGACGCGGAGGACUGCAUGAAGAAGUGGGACAACAUCUUCCAAAACUACAAGAAGGGAAGAGGGCGGCGGCGGGCCCCAGAAGCGAAGAGGCUGCGUACGGAAGAUGUGUCAGCAGGGGUGCCUCGUCGUGGAGCGCAAGGUUGGGCGGCGGCAGCAGAAGGGGACUACGACGAUGAGUUCACGACGGAGGAGGAGCAGGCGGAGGCGACCACGUCUGAAGUACCCGAGAGCGGUCGAGGGCGCUCUUCAGAUCACACCGCUUCAAAGAGGAUGAUGACCCCGCCACCCGAGGCGCAGCAUCUGCGUGGCCGUGAAACGCGGACAGAGAAGGCUCCCGUCGUCGAUCUUGGCGGCGAUGAUGACGAGCCCUUGGAGAGACGUCGCAUUCGCAUUCGUACAACAGCGACCCCAUCGCCGGAGGUGACCGUACGCUCGCUGGAAUCCUUUGCGACGGACAUUGAGCGUGCUAUGUGGUACGGCGAGGAGUGGUGCGACGUUGUCAGUCCGGCGGUUUGCGCGCACACGAUAGAUCUGUCCAUGGACCUGCCACUGUGGUUCGCCGGCGCCAACAUCGAGGAUAGACCGAACGACGACGACAUGGUGGCGCACCAGGAGUCCACCUUCAUCUGCGUCGCGUAUGCAUUCCGCGUGGCGGUGCAAAUGGGGCCGCUCAUCGACGGCGAGUUCAUCUCGCACGAGCAUCUUUGUUGGGUGGCUGACUGCUUCAGGCUGUUGUUGGCGGCGUGCAUGUGGAUAAUGCGCACGGCGGGAGACGAUCCGCGCAGCCACUGCGAGGCUUACUACUUCGCGGACCUCGUGGCGAAGCCCACACUCGUCGUGGCCAUGCAUCGGUCCUUCGAUCAUCGACGAUCCGUCGUCCGCGCCGUGAAAGUCGUCACAGAGAGGCUUGAGAAGGCGAACGCUACGUUCGGACAGCACCCCGACUACAUCUCUCAUUGGGCACCCUCCGACAUUGGUUUCAGGCGCGACGCGAGCAUCACGGGGCCGGAGGAUGCGAAGAAGCUGGAUUGGUUGGGUUCGGGCCCCCCCGAUGAUGACAACAACAACGACGGGAAAGAUGACGCGUAGGGGGGGGGGGGGGGGGGGGGGGGGGGGGGGGGGGGGGGGGGGGUGGCGUUCGCAUGUGCAAGU